Malus domestica (apple) is the source of this 2657-nucleotide messenger RNA. RefSeq names its product YTH domain-containing protein ECT4-like. Gene Ontology annotation, molecular function: mRNA binding. Gene Ontology annotation, cellular component: cytoplasm. Gene Ontology annotation, biological process: mRNA destabilization. The record is from RefSeq and is a predicted model, not a curated record. Lineage: Eukaryota; Viridiplantae; Streptophyta; Magnoliopsida; Rosales; Rosaceae.
UAUUUCUUGUUCUUGUUGUUCUCAAGUAAAACCAUUUCUCUCUCUCUCUCUCUCUCUCUUCUUCUUUCCAAUUCAAAAACUUUAUGUGUUUUCUGUGUUUUUGAUUUGGUGAUUGUUGUUGGGGUUUGAUUGGAAUUUGGUUUUGUUUUGGGAAAAAAACAAAAAAUCCAAGAGAAAGAAAAAGUGGAUAUUAAGGAGUAAAAGCAGCAGCAGAAGAGUAGGAUUGUUGGAGUUUUGGGCAGCAGAGAUUACAGAGCGCUAAUUUUUAUCCGGAUUUGUUGUGUUGUUACAACGUUAGAUGUUUUUGAUAGAUAUAGAUAGACAGAGAGACAGAUUUUAAUAUUGUUUGAGAAAAUAUAGGAUUCUCCUCCAUAACAAACACACCCCAAAAAUAUCUUUGUUUUUUUAUUUUUAGUUUAAUUUUAUUUGAUUGAUUCAAAGGAUUUUCUUUUGCCUUUGGAAAGAGGCCAUGGCUGCCGCUGCUGCACCUCAAUUUCAUCACAACUCUCUUAGAAAAGAGGAGGAAGAAGAGAAAGAUUCAAACCCGCAUGUCCAAUCCACAGAAUUCUUCAAUUCCAAUCUGGCUCACAGCAAGGAUGGGAGCCCAUCUGAUACAGCAUCAUGUAUAUCGACCGUGGGAGAUACAAACGCCAGUGUAAAAAAAAGUGAUGCAGAUGCAGAUGCAGAUUAUGAAUCCCUGACUUCUUAUCCGCCAACUGCAUAUUACGGAUACACCUAUCCAGGUUAUGAAAUGGAAAACAAUGGAUACUAUGUUGGUGGAACAGGGAUGGAGAUGCAAUAUCCAGUCAUGCAAGCAGAUAAUGGAUCUUUUGUCUACUUGAUGCCAGGAUUUCAGCCUGGUUAUGAUCCCUACUCGCCAUACAUGCCCAUUUCUCCAAUCGGUAGUGAUGGGCAAUAUGUUGGUCAACAGAUGUAUCCCUCCCUGAGUCCCGUGUACCAAGCUCCUAUUUCCCCCGGAUAUAACCCUUCUCUUCUUCCUUAUGGGGAGUUCGUCCAAUCACCCUACUUGUGGGAUCCAUCUCCUGUUGUUGGAGAUGGAACAGUCGGAAGUCCCCACAAAGCAGUCUUAGAAACACCGCCCUAUAAACCUAAUUUCUCUUCCCCUAGUCACACUCGUGCUCCACUCUCUAAAUCUCCCAAGCCGUUGGAUGUUUCAUCAGGUUAUGGUGCGCGAAAUCAGUCAAAACCAGCAAACAAGGCCUCGCUGCGUCCCCCAAGUCUUCAAACAGAGGCACUAGCGAAAGGUUACUUUCCGGUAUCAAAGGUUCCGGUCUAUAACCAAGGGACAGGCGGACUGCUCUAUCCAAACAAUUCUCCGACUUUAAAACCAAAUGCAAGGGGCUGGGGUGGCUCUGACAAGUUGAAACCAAGAAGUAAGGCUAAUGGCGUUAAGGAUAUUAAUCUAUUUAAUGAGAAGAACCAUGGCCCCAGAACAACCAAUCCUAAAGGUGCAUUGGUGCCCGGAGCUGACAAGGAGAAUGAAAAUUCUGAUGGCAUAGCCUCUGUCAUCAGGAAGGAUCAAUAUAACCUCCCGGACUUUCCAACCAAAUACAAGCAAGCACUUUUCUUUGUCAUCAAAUCUUACAGUGAAGAUGAUAUUCAUAAAAGCAUCAAAUACAAUGUGUGGGCUAGUACUCCCAAUGGAAAUAAGAGGUUGGAUAGUGCAUAUCAAGAUGCACAAGAGAAGGUGGCACAGAAGGGCUACAAGUGUCCCGUCUUCCUCUUCUUUUCGGUUAAUGCUAGUGGUCAGUUUUGUGGAGUAGCUGAGAUGAUUGGUCGUGUCGACUUCAAUAAGAACAUGGAUUUCUGGCAGCAGGAUAAGUGGAAUGGUUAUUUUCCGGUCAAGUGGCAUAUCAUAAAAGACAUCCCAAACCCACAGUUACGACAUAUAAUACUUGAGAACAACGAGAACAAGCCCGUGACCAAUAGUAGAGACACUCAAGAGGUGAAACUUCUUCAGGGUAUCGAAAUGCUGAACAUUUUUAAAAAUUAUAUGUCAAAGACAUCAAUACUGGAUGACUUUGAUUUCUACGAAACCCGCCAGAAAAUGAUGCAGGAGAAGAGGAUCACACAAUCUACACCCUACUACGAACUGCAGCAGAAAAUGAGUGAGUUAAGUGUCAGUGCUGAGUAGGGGCCUAAGGUGAAAGGCAAAGGAAAGGAUGCAGAGAUAUGGGCAUAUGACAGAUUAUAAACCAGAAACUGGAGUCGACGGUUUUCGAGCAGCAGUUAAAAUAUGUAAAUUUGCAGAUGAAAUUCAAAGGCAUGAGAAUGAAGAGGUGUCGCUGUUUCCCUUUCAAGUUUCCGUCGAAAGAAACCGAGGUACGAAAUGCUGGUUUUGGAAGCACCUAACGAUUCAUAUGCCUGUGGAAUCCAAGUUCUCUGCCCUUCCUCUGCCUGCAUACAUAUAGCUUUUGUCUUCAGCAUAAAAGUGUAUUUGGUUCUUUGUUUUGUGUUCCCACCUCUCACUUAGUUCUCCUGAAAUUCACAAUUGUAAUUGUAAUUGUAAAAAAGAAAAAAAAGGAAGAAAAAAAAAUGAUAGUUUAUUUAUGAAAGUAUUCAUACAGCUGAGCGCAAUGGCCUUAGAGAAUUCAUACAGACGACGCUACUUAGUGGAAUAAGAUAUUGUUAUUAUU